UACGUUUUCUCUUCAGACAACACACCGCAGAGAUAAAAACGAAAAAUAUCAAUGCCCUCGUCAACAAAAUCUAUAUAAAUCUAUAAAUAUAAUUAGUAAUUAGUUGAAAUUACAUUUAUUUUAGUAAUUGAUAAUGAUAAAAGCGAUAUUAGUUUUUAAUAAUCAUGGCAAACCACGCCUUUCCAAAUUCUAUCAAUAUUUUAAUGAAGAUAUGCAACAACAAAUUAUCAAGGAAACAUUUCAGUUGGUUUCCAAACGAGAUGACAAUGUUUGCAACUUUCUCGAAGGUGGGAGUUUAAUUGGCGGUUCCGACUAUAAACUUAUUUAUCGCCAUUACGCUACACUUUAUUUUGUAUUUUGUGUGGAUUCCUCGGAAAGUGAAUUGGGAAUCUUGGAUCUUAUUCAAGUGUUUGUGGAAACUCUGGACAAAUGCUUUGAAAACGUAUGCGAAUUAGAUUUAAUCUUUCAUGCCGAUGCUGUGCAUCACAUACUUGCCGAACUGGUUAUGGGUGGCAUGGUAUUACAAACCAAUAUGUCCGAUAUUAUGGCACGCAUCGAGGAGCAAAAUAAAUUGGUGAAACAGGAGGCAGGUAUAUCGGCGGCGCCAGCACGUGCCGUAAGUGCUGUCAAGAGCAUGAACAUUCCACAACAAAUCAAGGAUAUCAAACUUCCCGAUUUGCCACAAGCCAUUAAAGACUUAAAGUUCUGACCAGGCCCAACCAGCAGCAACAGUUCAACGUUUGUGGAUAGCUAUGUUUUGCAGCGCCUCACUUCUCCAACAUCCAACAUGAAUCCAACAUCGGCUUUUAGUUCUCUUGCAGCGUACGCUUUAAAUUCAAAUAACUCUAACAGCAACAACAACAACAACAACUCCUUAUCAUUUGGAAAUAAAAAUUUGUAUGCUUCGUCAGUUACGCAAUUUCUAAACCAGUCCAUCUAUGAACCCAUCGAAGAUGAUGACUUCAAUAGCACUUUAAAUGCUGAUGCCAUUGCUAUUGCUUCCGCAUUCAAUUAUGAUUAUUAUCAAUCGCAGUCAUCAAUGGAUCCAGAGAAAUGCAAUGCAUUCGAGUCAACUCAUUCAAGUGGUCCUAGAAAUUUGGCCGAUGUAGCAGAAGCUCAUGAACAAAGUUUAAAAAUUAUUCGUGAAUCAUUCGAUCUUGGUGGCGUACGUAAAUCGGCUGAUGACGUCAGACAAACUGCCAAGAAAAAACACAAGAAAUCAAAAAAGGUCAAAUAAUCCUUAAGCCAAAACGUUAUGGGUAUGAGUUUGUUAUAGAAACGAAAACAAGUGCAAUCUGCAAGAGAACCAAAAGAAUAUGUAGGAUAUUUAUUAUAUUUAAACAAAAGUCCUGUAUUCAUUAUUUAUCUCUUCUUAAACACCCCAAUACAAAUCUGUGUAUAUUUUUAUUUAAUAAAAUUAAGUUUAUUGAUUAUGGUAAAAAA
Molecule: messenger RNA, 1443 nt
Organism: Stomoxys calcitrans (stable fly)
Lineage: Eukaryota; Metazoa; Arthropoda; Insecta; Diptera; Muscidae
Gene: or
Product: AP-3 complex subunit sigma-1
Exons: 3
Coding region: 134-709 (191 amino acids)
Biological process (GO): Golgi to vacuole transport; intracellular protein transport
Cellular component (GO): intracellular membrane-bounded organelle; membrane coat; AP-3 adaptor complex
Source: RefSeq, a predicted model, not a curated record